Molecule: messenger RNA, 912 nt
Organism: Saitoella complicata NRRL Y-17804
Lineage: Eukaryota; Fungi; Ascomycota; Saitoellomycetes; Saitoellales; Saitoellaceae
Exons: 2
Coding region: 26-718 (230 amino acids)
Source: RefSeq, a predicted model, not a curated record
CAAGGACGUGAAGACCUGUUCAACGAUGUCAGCAACCGCGGCAGACGUACGAAGAUUAUUGAGGCAGUCAAGGGAGCAGAGAAGAGCGGAACAAACACCAAAUGGUACGAAGCAGAAGCGACAGCCGGAAGAUGCCGCAGUGCCAUCAUCAAAACGCACAAGAACCACGAGUCCAUCCGAGGAUGAGCAACGAGGUGCCCUGCCAGCCGAUCUUCUUCGCGGCAGAGCUCAAAAAGUGACGCAGGUGAUCCGACCUGUAUCACCAAGUCCUGAAGAGCCAUCAAAUCCCAAUGCUCUACCAGCUGAUUUCUUCGAUCCCGGAAACAACCCGGAUGUGGAGGCAAAUAUUGAAGAUGAGUGGGCUGCUUUUCAGGCAGAAAUCGCACAAACUACGGCAGCGCACGCGAACACCAUAUCUGUGGCUCCUACUACAGCAGGUCAAAAUACAGAGCCGGAGCACAAACCACAAGAGGAGGACGAAGAAGAAUCACCAGAGGAGCUCCGAAGACGCAAACUGGAGGACGAGAUUUACGAGCAAAUGUCAUUGGAGGAGCGGGUACAGAAGUUAAAGGAGAAGAGAGCGCAAAUCAAACAGCAAGCUGCCGCUGCACCAGAGAAGGGAAAGAACAUAUCUAGCGAUACAAAAAUGGCAGACGAGGUGGAUGAGAGCGAUGACGAAGAUGAAGAUGACUUCAUGUGGAGAUCACGAGGUGGAUGAAGGAGGUGGAGGAGGCUAUGUUCAAAAUAUGACAAUUGACGAAGCAGACAUGCUAGGCGUAGUAUGGAUUUUGAUAAACGAUGUGUAGCACGCUUACCGUGGUGAUGCUGCUGGGAUAAAAGCGUGGGUGCCAAGACUUCCCACGGUUCAUUUAAAUGAGCAAAAUGAUGUCCCUGUCGUGGCUUGAACACGAG